AUGAGGAAUACACUAAUUAUAGUGAAUAUAUUAGAAUAGAUACAAAAAUAUGAGCUAAUGAUCUCUGCGAUGAAUUAUUUGCAAUUACAAGACGGAUUUUUGAGUUUAUUUUGUCUAGGUAAGACAACUUUAAAAUAAUACUCUUUGGAUUUUUCAAGGAAUACUUUUGAGUACGAUGUUUCGGACUAAAUAGAGGAUAAAUGCAAAAAAAAAAAAAUAAAUUAAAUGGAAAGAUAAUUAAUAUUUAACUGUAUUUUAUCAAUGCUAGAAAUGGAAAGUUUGGCUAAUUAAAAAUAAUCAAUCUAGUACUUUAUUGGAUGCGGCAAUGAAGUAUUAGGACGUUUAGCUAUCUAAGCUCUCUUUCAUUAAUUAUAUAACUUAUUGUGA
This is a messenger RNA of Paramecium octaurelia, 387 nucleotides long. Lineage: Eukaryota; Ciliophora; Oligohymenophorea; Peniculida; Parameciidae. The record is from the annotation of a GenBank genome assembly.